CCAGUGGAGAUACAGGUGAGGGUUUGUGUGCUCAGAUCAUAUGUCACACCUCCAGGUAUUGUAACAUCACCUACAUAAUAUGUGGCAUUGUUGGCUUAAGCCUAUGAGAGGUAGACCUCGACCAGAUAACAAAGAGAGGGAACAGAAAGUAACAUGUGUGUUGCUAAACCAACAGUGAAAGAUUGUGUUUCCCAAAGAAAAACUGAUGUACCCGAAGUGCAUAUAACGCCUCCCUCUUUCACUAAGACAUCCUUAGCUACUACA
Messenger RNA from Geodia barretti, 264 nucleotides. The record is from the annotation of a GenBank genome assembly. Lineage: Eukaryota; Metazoa; Porifera; Demospongiae; Tetractinellida; Geodiidae.